Bombus pyrosoma is the source of this 4978-nucleotide messenger RNA. RefSeq names its product chitin synthase chs-2-like. The record is from RefSeq and is a predicted model, not a curated record. The transcript has 20 exons. Gene Ontology annotation, molecular function: chitin synthase activity. The coding region runs from base 443 to 4951 and encodes 1502 amino acids. NCBI's taxonomy places the organism in Eukaryota, Metazoa, Arthropoda, Insecta, Hymenoptera, Apidae. Gene Ontology annotation, cellular component: cell septum; cell periphery.
AUUAUUAUUAAGAUUUGGGAUACUUUUGUCUAAAGUUUUGAAACAGUUCGUUGUUGCGUAAAGAUCUUAAUUCAUUCAUUGUUAUGUUCAUAUCUGAAAUAUUUUUAAUACAUAUUACUAAAUAAAAAAUGAUAAAUGAAAAUAUCGACUGAUGUUUCUUCCAUUAAAAUAAUACUUUUACAUUCAUCUAUUUUUAGGCGUAAAAUAUAUCAUUUAAUGAUUCUACUCCAUUUCAUAUAACACACUAGGCUAAUAAUAAAUAACAAUGAAUUCUGUUGACCAAAAUUCAUUUCUUAAUAGAUCUAAAUAUCGUCUUAGAAAAAAUAGAACAUUACUGUAACUUACUUGUUUCUCUAUCUCCUUGAUCUCCUAGAUCACAGAUAAUGUAAAAAACCUUCGACAAAUUUGAAAUCUUAUCAAUUUUAUCGGUAUAUUGAUUGAUAUGCCAAUGAAAAUUUGGGCUAUUGGUGACACAUCAAUGACUAAACUUAUUAGUAAGUUUUAUUCUUGCAGCAUGUCAUCGUCGAAAGACAAUAGUUUAAAACCUUCAUAUAAAUUUCAAUAUUCUAACGAUGAUUUUUCGUUAUAUGAAGAUGAAAAUACGUCGCAAAAUUCGCUUCCAAGAGCAUCAAAUGCAUUUUGGGAUAUUUUUAAAUAUUUCCCAAUAAAAAAGGAAAGUGCAUCUAUGCAAAAUAAAAAAUGGUUGGAUAUUUCUAUGCAAAUUAUUAAAGUAUUUGUAUAUGGUAUAUUUUUCUGUAUUGUCCUUUGCAUUGGUUUAAUCUCUAAAUUUGUAGUCAUUUUUGCUCUAUCACAGCUUAAAGACGAAAAGUCUAUACAGUUCUGUGAUUAUUAUUCAGAAUAUCAAGAAGAACUGGAAGCAAGGAUUUCCAAAAAGGGCAAAAUAAUUUGGACAUGGAAAGAAAAAUUGCCUGCAAAAGAAUCUAUUAUAAUUCUUUUUGUUUUGGAAACAAUUCAGUCAAUUGGUGUUGCAUCAUUAAUUUUCUAUAGUCUUCCACAGCUUAAUUCUGUGGAUGUUGCUGCAAUCUGUAGUUGUAUUUGUUUUAUUCCUACCAUUUUAAAUUUAUUUAUACAAUAUCACAAAUACAUAAGAGCAACUAAGAUAUUUAUAGUAGUUCUAGCAUCCAAUGUUUUAGCAGUAAUUGCUCAAGGUUCAGGAACAGUUUUAUAUUCCUUUCUGAAUUAUAUACAAGAUCCUCUAACAUGGAUUCUUCCUAUGUCACUUCUGUUAUCUUCUUCUCGUUGGUGGUAUAAUUAUGUGACACACAAUAGUUAUUGCGGUUUCAUAAAUUUAUUAGCAAAAAAUAAGAUAGAUUUAUCAAAUAAUUGCAAUGUAUUACAAGGAUAUAUAGCAUUAUGGAGAUGUUUAAUUUUUAUUUCAAGUACUAUAGUGAUUUCAACUUUUAAAGAAAUCCAUAUACAAGAAUUUUUUGAAUUUUUGGGACAGAAUGAAUAUAACAUAGAAUUAAUUAAACUAUCAAAUAAAGAUAAUAUUAUAGUUACUAUUAUAGAUACUACUUCUGCACCCCUGUAUACCUUUUUAUUACAAAUAUUUUGUGCUUUUGUCAUAUAUCAAGUAGCAAUAAUUGCAUAUAAAACUCAAAUGCAUAAGUUUGGCUUUGCCCUACCAAUAAGUUUAAUUACUCCAGGGACAAUCUUAUUAAUAAUGAUAUUUUGUGUAUCAAGAGAAGAAGAUUCAUGUGCAUUUCAUAAUUUAAUACCAAAUUAUUUAUUCUUAAAUACACCUAAAUAUAAUAGUAUGACAGAGUUUCUUUUAAAUUGGCGUAUCUGGUGCUGGAUAAUAUGGUGGUUAUCGCAGAUUUGGAUUACAGCACAAAUCUGGUUAGGUGAAAAGGGAAGACUUGCACCUAUAGAGAAAAUUUUCUAUCAUUCUAGUUAUGAUGCAUUCCUAAUUGAUCAAUUCUUAGGAUUAAAUAAGAGGAGACAUGAAAAUUAUCAUGUUGUUGAAGAAGUAAAAGAAUCUUCAGACUCUAUUACAGAAUUUGAGAGUAGCAAUUCAAACCAAAUAUGUGAUUUUAGUAAUCCUAAUUCAACACUUUCUCAAAACACUAUAAGUAACAAAAGAAAUGCUUAUGUUCCUGUAAUUUAUGUUUGUGCAACUAUGUGGCAUGAAAAUAAAAAAGAAAUGAACGAAUUGAUUGGAAGUAUUUUAAGAUUAGAUAAAGAUCACUGUGCCAUGAAAGUUACACAGAAGUAUUAUAAAAUUUAUAUUAAUGACUACUAUGAACUUGAAACACAUGUAAUGUUUGAUGAUGCAUUUUGUUGUAUGCAUGGUUGUAUUGGAUCUUGUGAUCAUAAAGAAAGCGAAACAUGCAUAAAUGAAUAUGUAGCAACAUUUGUGGAAUCAGUGCAGGAAAACAUAAAAAAUCUUGGUAUACUUGAUUUACCACCAACUAAAUAUCCAACUCCUUAUGGUGGUCAACUAGUUUGGAAUUUACCAGGAAAAACACGUUUAACAGUACAUCUUAAAGAUAAAAAUAAAAUCAGACACAGAAAACGAUGGAGUCAGGUCAUGUAUAUGUAUUAUCUUCUUGGUUAUUGUUUCAUGAACUCAUCAACGGAUUUUGAUACUAAAGAAUUAAUAGCAGAAAAUACUUAUAUUCUAACACUAGAUGGAGAUGUUGAUUUUCGACCAACAGCUGUUAAAGCAUUGCUAGAUUUGAUGAACAAAAAUAAGGAAUUAGGUGCAGCUUGUGGAAGAAUACAUCCCAUAGGAAAAGGUCCCAUGAUUUGGUUGCAGAAAUUUGAAUAUGCUAUUGGGCAUUGGCUUCAGAAGUCAACAGAACACACAAUAGGCUCUGUUCUUUGCAGUCCAGGUUGCUUUUCUCUGUUUAGAGCAAAAGCUUUAAUGCAACAUAAUGUUAUAGCUAAAUAUGCAAUAAGGUCAACUGAACCAAAACAUUAUAUUCAGUAUGAUCAAGGAGAAGAUCGAUGGCUUUGUACACUAAUUUUACAAGCUGGUUGUAAAGUGGAAUAUUGUGCAGCUAGUGACGCUUAUACACAUGCUCCAGAAUCAUUUGAAGAGUUUUAUAUUCAACGUCGGCGAUGGAUUCCAUCAACCAUGGCUAACAUUUUUGAUUUACUAAGUACAUCAAGGGAAACCAGAAAACUAAAUAAUGAUAUUUCAUGGCCUUAUGUAACUUACCAAUGGAUUUUAACAGGUAGUACAAUUAUAGGGCCAUCUUUCAUUUACUUAAUGAUGGUUGGGGCAUUUGUAACUUCCUUUGAAUUAAAUAAUUGGAUAAGUUUCUGGUGUAAUUCAAUUCCAAUUGUCAUUUUUGUCUUAAUCAGUUUUUUUGGUGAUGUACACAAACAGCUUAUAGCAGCAGAAACUAUCUCUGUCUUAUAUGGUGUAGUAAUGAUGGUUGUAUUAGUUGGCAUAGUAUUACAAAUAGCAGCAGAUGGAUUCUUUGCACCCAAUGCUCUUUUAUUUCUUAUUGUAAUCGGUCAGUUCGUUGCAACCGGCUUUUUGCAUCCUCAGGAACUAUCAUGUUUACCUUACGCAAUCAUUUAUUAUAUUACUGUGCCAUCUAUGUACAUGUUACUCAUCAUUUUCUCUAUCUUCAAUCUACAUAAUAUUACAUGGGGGACCAGAGAAACCAAAUUGCACAGACAAGCAUUAGAACAACAAAAUAGGAAGCUAAAGAAAUCUGAACAAGAGGGAACUGUUACUAAUAAAUGCACAAAAUCUUUUUUACACAAUUUGUAUAAAUGUAGAUUUUAUACUCAUAAAAAUUCGAAGAAAUCAGAAGAAUACUUAGAAUUUAUCUACAAUUCUAUAAAUGAAAUUAAUAUUCGCUUAAAGCACAUAGAAAGUACCUUAGAGCUCAAUAAUAUAUUAAAAGAUAAUAUAGAAGAAAAAAGCAACAAUCAAAGUAAAAUAUACGAUGAAGUAAAAUUAGAAGUGUCUGAACAUUUAAACACAAAUACAGAUACAGAAACAGAAUCAGAAAUUUCAGAAUGCACCUUUACUAAUAACAAUCAAGAAGAUCCAAAUUACGUAAUAAAUCCUUAUUGGAUACAAGAUGAACAUUUGAAAAAUGGAAAAAUAGAUUUUCUAUCAUAUGCAGAAGAAGAAUUUUGGAGGCAAUUAAUUAAAAAAUAUUUAUAUCCUAUUGAAAUUGAUGUGGAAAGGCAGCAAAAAAUUUCAGAGGGGUUAAUAGAUAUACGUAAUAAAUGUCUUUUCAAAUUUUUUAUGAUAAAUAUAUUAUUUAUAGUGGCAAUAUUCUUGUUGCAAAUAAACAAAGAUAUUUUGCAUGUCCAAUGGCCAUUUGCUAUUAAAUAUAACAUUACUUUUAUUAAUGACACACAUGAAAUACAUAUACUCAGAAACUAUAUGCAUUUGGAACCAAUUGGAUGUCUUUUUAUUGUUGCAUUUGUUUUCAUUUUGUUCAUCCAAUUCUUAGCUAUGUUAAGUCAUAGAUUCACUACGUUUAUCCAUGUUCUUGCUAAUGUGAAAUUGAGUUUAGCAUGUUUUAACAAGAAAGAAAAUUUGCCAAAUGAAUUAGUUACUAGUACACAUGCAAAAAAUAUAGCUGAUGGUCUCCAAAGUACAGUAGAAUAUCAAACAAUACAUAAUAAUAGAUCUGAAACCUCUUCAAGAAAACAUAAAACUGUUAGAGAAUUGGCAGAAGAAUCUCAAAAUCCUUUAAAGCGACCUUCCAACUUUGAAGUACUUUUCAAUACAAAAUUAAGGAACCCUGAUAUAUCUGGAUUUAGAAAAACAAUAUCUUUAAGCAUACCAAAAGGUGUACUAGAAGCAUUUGAACAACAUCGUUCAAAUAUUUUAGCAGAACAUGAGUUGCAGUCUCAAAAUAAUGCAGCUAAUGAGAAAGAAAUGCACCCAAAAAAUAAAAAUUCAAGAAGGCAUGUAUAUGAUAACCCAACAUUUUUAAAUGACAAUAAUGAAUAAAUUUAAUUGAUAGUAUAUAUAUGAUUU